ACAUGGUCAAAAUUGUCGAAAAAAAUUUCUAUGGUGACACCAUAUAUAUGGCCGAAAAAAAAUAUAUACCUUCAAAUUCGAGUUAUUCUCUGUUUAUUUCUGCUUGUUAUAGGACGCUUUAUUAAUGUUUCUCUACCUUUGUAUAAUAAAUGGAUUGUAAAUGGUCUUACUCAUCCCGAUCCAUCGAUUUAUAAGUUGAUUAUUAUAUCAUUUUUUUUAAAGUUUCUUCAAGGGAGUGGAGCGAUGGGUGGCUUUAUCCUUAGUUUGCGGUCUCUUUUAUGGAUUCCCAUUCAGCAAUAUACUACGUAUGAAAUCCAGGUGGAACUUUUUGAACAUUUGCACAGUCUUUCUUUGCGUUGGCACUUAUCGAGGAAAACUGGUCAAGUAAUACGAAUUAUGGACCGAGGCACAUCAUCUAUCGAUAGUAUUCUAAACUAUACAUUAUUCAGUGUACUACCGACGUUUGCUGACAUUCUUAUUGCAAUUAUUUUCUUUUUCACAACCUUUAGUGUUUAUUUCGGUUUAUUAAUAUUUGUUACUAUGAUCCUUUAUCUUGUGAUCACGAUAUUUAUAUCGGAAUGGCGAACAAAAUUCCGUCGUGAUAUGAAUGAAAAAGAAAAUUUCUCUCAUGCAGUUGGUGUUGAUUCUUUACUUAACUAUGAAACUGUAAAAUAUUGCAAUGCUGAACAGGCAGAAUGCGAUAGAUUCUCGCAUUCUAUUAAAAACUUCCAAAACAUUGAAUGGAAAACAAGUGCAUCACUUUCAUUAUUAAAUUUUUGUCAAAACUCGGUAAUCGGCAUUGGUUUGAUUAUUGGCUCAAUUCUUAUUGCAUAUUUUAUUUUAAAUGAUGGAAGUACGCUAACUGCAGGUGAUUACGUACUAUUUACAACAUACAUGCUGCAAUUAUAUGUUCCGCUCAAUUUUUUUGGCACUAUUUACAGGUUAGUUUUAAUUUGUUCUGGCUAA
Molecule: messenger RNA, 966 nt
Organism: Dracunculus medinensis (Guinea worm)
Lineage: Eukaryota; Metazoa; Nematoda; Chromadorea; Rhabditida; Dracunculidae
Source: the annotation of a GenBank genome assembly